Molecule: messenger RNA, 4089 nt
Organism: Zychaea mexicana
Lineage: Eukaryota; Fungi; Mucoromycota; Mucoromycetes; Mucorales; Lichtheimiaceae
Product: armadillo-type protein
Exons: 10
Coding region: 191-3853 (1220 amino acids)
Biological process (GO): protein dephosphorylation
Molecular function (GO): protein phosphatase regulator activity
Source: RefSeq, a predicted model, not a curated record
UGGAGCGCAACGAAAACAUUUUUUUUGUUCUUUCUCCUUCAAACCUGAAACAACGAGGGCCAUUUUUUGCGUCGUUAUCGGUGCGUAUCUGACCCGGUUUUUUUGUCAUUAUAUAUAUAAAGAACUCGGCUUCGAUUUUACAGACGAGCACGACGAUUUCAAUGCGGGCAAUACUGUCUUUGGAACGACUAUGGCUGAAGACGAAAAGUCGACGUUAACGAAAGCAACAGCACCAAAGGUUCCAGAAUUAGCAGAGUCGCCAAAGGAUAUAAAAGUGACUGUAAACAAUGGUAGCAACGACGACGACGACACCGAAGAUACACCGUCAAUAACACAGCAUGAAUCGCCAGCAUAUAACGGCAUAUCAAUUCCUGAGACUCGAGAACUAGAGAAUAGCAGCAAUACCCAUUAUAGCAACAACAGCACGGACUCUCACCCAAAGGACGAUGAUAAGGAACCGAACGAAACCGUCAAAGUGACAGAGCAAAGCAAAGAUUAUGAUGAUGAGCAACAUCAAGAAGAAUACCAAGGUCAAGAUGAAUACCCGGAGCCUACACCUGCCGAAGGAUUUAGUACAGAUUCAUUACUACAAGUCAUGUCAGAAGAAGUCUCUGCCGAUGAUCUUGAAGAUGAACUAAUAAUGGACGACUCGUUGACACCUAUGGAACGUAUUUACAUGUUUAACAAAAGUGACAUGAUAAUUCACAGAUUACUUGUCGCAAAGGAACUGUCAAAUACAAUUUACGAAAUUAGCGUAUCUGAAGCUGUAAAUUAUGUGCUUCCUAUGGUGUUGAAAAUAUGUACUGAUCCGGACGAUACGGUGCGUGAGACAAUUAUCAGCGAAUUUGACAAAAUAAUGAUGUACUAUUAUACAAAUGCACCGCCCCUCCUUGACUCAGCCACACAAGAACAAAGGUCGCCAUCCACACAACAGCAAACAAAUGUUGAAGACGAUGCCCAGAAUGCACCUGCUCCAGCGCCGUCGUCGUCACUCCAUUCGCAACACGAAGAGCUGGACACAAUCUCUGUUCCGGCACCGGCUGUUGAUACACCUACCGAAGAAUCAACAGAGCGUCAGAUAGGUGGUAGUGACGAUGAUGGAACGAAGGAAAAUCUUCAGCAGCAAGAACUUAAUGAUAUGGAACAAGUUCAUGAUGAAGGCGAGGAUAUUGACAUUGAAGACCAAAAGGUAUCAUCCACAACCUCAUAUUCCACGAUUGAUGCGGAAGAUGCAGCCAGCGACAGUUCUUCUUCACCGAGUGGGAGCCGAAGGCAAUCUGAAUCUGUUCAUGAUGGGUCAAAGUCAGCCACGGAUAACGACAGGGGAUCAGCCUUGCACAUUCCUCAGCACGUGUUCGCCCCGCUCUUGAUCGAGUUUCUCUUGGAUCAAAAUUCGAGUCUGGCUUCUUUGGCCCAGCAAUGCAUUGUAUCCGUGGCAACUGAGCUUGCUUCAGCAAAGAGAACUGAAGACGAGGGGCUGCACAAAAAGCUGUUGGAUGUUGAGAUUUUCGAAGGCGUGGUACUGGGUCUAAUGGCAAUUGUGAACAAGUCGUCGCGACAGUCGGACAGUGAUCAGUCUCAGGAUGGUUCAGGGAACCAGGAUGGUGUAUAUGACGAGGCGUCAGGAUAUAUGAACCAUCAUCCAUCAGCUGACGAAAUCGAUCAGGGCGAAGUUAAUCUUGCAAAAAUGAUGUGUCUUUCGCUCAUUUCUGCAUUGGCUAACGUGCUGGGACCGGAACGCUGCACAAAGCGUUGUUUGCCUUUGGUUGAAAGCAUGGCAAAUGACGGGAUGUUCUAUGUACGGAAAGAGGCAGCAGCAGCUAUUGGUAGUCUAGCAACCGUGGUGGAUCCUCAAGUUGCUAUGGAUCGAUUGAUGCCUCUUUAUCUUAAUUAUUCGCGCGACACCAUUUGGCACGUCCGCCGCUCGUGCGUUCUUACUCUACCAUUACUAUGCGGUGUCCUCCCUGAUGAUGUUAAGAACCGUAUUGCUGUGGAAGGUGUGAAAUUAUUCAAAAAUGACGUUUCACGAAAUGUACGAAACACGCUGGCGGAAAUAAUUGGUGAAUUAAUAGCGAAGUUCCUGCCAGAGGAUUGGGAAACAACGGGAAAGCCUGGCAAGGUGCCAGAGCCAUUGCUCGAGUUUUUCUUGUCAUUGGGUCCAAGCGCAUCUCCAAACCAGAUGUAUAAACUGGAAACGGAUCGUGCGAUCAUAUGUGCCUACAACUUUCCUGCUGUUGUUCUCACUGCUGGCGCAGAUUAUUGGGAUUCGCAUCUGAAGGACACCUAUCUUAACCUCACAAAGGAUUAUCAAAUCAAAGUACGACGUACUUUCGCAUAUUCUUUGCACGAAAUUGCGCGAAUCAUCGGGCCAGAACGCACAGAACGAGACCUUGUCCAGAUUUUUGCGCUUUAUUUAAUGGAUUUAGACGACGUCAAGCAAGGUGUGUUGGAGCAUCUGGCAGAAUUCCUUGGGACCUUGGCAGUCAGCUCCCGUAACGAGUAUAUACCUAUUUUGACGGAAGUUUGGGAUGGUGUCAUGACAAACUGGCGUUUGCGCGACAUAUUGGCUGGUCAGUUGCGCGAUAUCGCCCUACUUUUUGACGCCGCGCGCGUGGUUGAACAUAUUCUGCCUCUGGCAAUUCGAGCUUGUCAAGAUGAAUUUGCAGCUGUUCGAGAGACUGGCGUGGAAUCUUUCCCUAUCAUUCUGGAUAUUGUAAAGCGUGCUGUAGAUGAAGAUGGUGAAACAUUGUCACAAGCAGACCAAGAGAAUGAAGACAGUAUUGAUAGCCGUCGUGAAUUUGCUCUGGCGCUGUUGAAUCACGUUAUGGAGAAGUUGGACGAGUUUGUACGAUCCAGCUCGUACCGCGGUCGAUUAAUAUUUGUACAGAUCUGCAGAGUUUUGCUAGAAGCCGGGAUUUGCGCUGCUGAUUUUGCAUCUUUCUUCCUCCCAAGACUUGUACCGUUGGCUGAUGAUCCCGUAGUUAAUGUGCGCAUAGCAACCUCGCGCACUAUUCGUGCUAUUCAGAUCCACGAUGCUUACCGUCAAGAGCUAACAGAACUCGUGCUCUCUGAUAUGAUUGGUGAACAUGAUAUCCAGCCUGGCUAUACCCUUGACCAAGCUCUUUACCACCUGGCAAUGGAUAAUGAUCCAGAUGUUCGAUCAUUCGUGAUGGAUUUAGUUGAUCUCCAACGUCUGGAGCACGAAAAACAGAUUCGGGAGCAACAGCAAGUUGAAAAUGCAGGCACGCCUAUGCAAGGUAUAGAGGUUUCGCACGGUCCAUCAACGCCCACCGAGUCACAGUUGGAAGAUGAGACGGCGCCAAAUGCAACAGAAGCAACGGGUGGAGAGGAAGGUCGACAUCAGGAUCAUCAUAGUGACAACGACGGCGACGAAGAUGAUGAAGAUGAAGAGCAAAUGACAAGCGCUGGUACACCAAUGGAUUGCAGUGCAGAAGGGGAUGAAGAGCACGAGGACAGCAAAAGGGAAAAUGAGGUGUACAUUAAGCAUGAUCAUGAUGAGGACGAAACAAUGACAGAUGCUGAAAAGCACGAUGAAUAUGAUGACGCCCACAACAAUAGCAACCAUCAUCAUCAUCAUCAUGACGACGACCACCAGCCUUCGAUGACCGAACAGCAGCAACAAACGCAUCAAGAACACCAGCAGCAGCAACAAGCACCGGCUUCGCCAACGCAUAACCACGAGCAAGUAUCACCGAAUUUGGCGGACGAUAAAGAAAAGGACGAAUACGUGUACCUAUCCAAAAGCAUGGUACAUCAAGAUGAUUCUCCACACACACCAUCAUCGUCUACUGCAACUGCACCUCAACCACAACAAUCCAAGGAGACUGCAUAGAAAAUGACCGCUCUUCACAUCUCAUUGCACAUAGCAAGCCACAACACGCAUAUUAUAUAUAGUAGCCCCACCCCCACCUCUCCGUAUAUAUAACUAUCUAGCAAAAUCAUUACUACUCUUUUUCUACUAGUCCUUUCACUUUAAAAAACAGCACCCUCUCUUAAACUCUUACUGCUAUUCUUUCCUUAUCUCUCUCAUCUGCUAUUCCUUUGCUAGAUAUGUUUCAUUAUAUAUAA